This is a messenger RNA of Nanorana parkeri, 1832 nucleotides long. RefSeq names its product transcription factor binding to IGHM enhancer 3 (gene TFE3). NCBI's taxonomy places the organism in Eukaryota, Metazoa, Chordata, Amphibia, Anura, Dicroglossidae. The record is from RefSeq and is a predicted model, not a curated record. Gene Ontology annotation, biological process: regulation of transcription by RNA polymerase II. The transcript has 10 exons. Bases 237 to 1814 code for a protein of 525 amino acids. Gene Ontology annotation, molecular function: protein dimerization activity; RNA polymerase II cis-regulatory region sequence-specific DNA binding; DNA-binding transcription factor activity, RNA polymerase II-specific. Gene Ontology annotation, cellular component: nucleus.
GAGGAGGGGGGAUCUUGUUUUGCUCUGUCCUAGUUAUGGGAAGUACAGUAUGAACUAAGCUGAAGACACUGAGCUGAGCUACACAAGCCAGCGGCAAGUGAACCAGUCUACAAGCCAUAGAGAGCCAAGCUGGGGUGCAUAGAGACUGCGGCAGAACAGGUGACCACGGUUGAAGAGCGAACCACUCAACAGAGGUGGACUACCUGGGAUCCACCACUUACGGCAACUCCCUAGAGAUGUCUCAUGAUAUAGGCUGUGAGGACCCCACAGUGCACAGCCCAUCACAACAUACGGUCUAUGUCCUGGUGGGCUCCAAUGCAGACAGCAUCCAGCUGCUGAGCCUGAGUCCAAUUCUUCCGGAAUCUGGCAUUGUCGCCGAUAUUGACAUCGAGGAGGCCCUGGAGUCCAGCACAGAGCAGUUCUACGAGUUAAAGAGCCAGCCCAUCCCUGCCAGUCAGACGCCAGUGCCCUCCCCUCAGAUCCCACUACAGACUUCCAGUGUCAUGUCUUCGCGGGUUCUCCUCCGGCAGCAGCUGAUGCGUGCACAGGCCCAGGAGCAGGAACGGAGGGAACUGGAACAGAAAGCCACACAGCUCUUAACGGAGCGCGGCAAUGUCCCACCAGCUACACCAGCCAUCAGUGUGACUCAGCCAGCCCGUCCGACUCCAGCACAGGUGCCGCUGGAGGUGCUAAAGGUGCAGACCCACUUGGAGAACCCAACAAAGUACCAUAUCCAGGAGUCACAGAGGCAGCAGGUUAAGCAGUACCUCUCCACCACCCUCGGAGCUAAAAUGCCCAUCCAUGCUUCUGCUCCAAGCACCACCAAUUCGGCCCCCCCUGUGUCUGGAGCCUCCCCUCAGACAGAACACGCGCACCUUCCAUCGGCCAGCAGCGCUCCCAACAGCCCCCUGGCUCAGCUAAAAAUCGGCUCCAACUCAGAGAAGGAGAUUAGUGAUGUCAUCGAUGAGAUCAUAAGUUUGGAAUCCAGCUACAAUGAUGAAAUGAUGGGAUUUGUGGACAGAGCAAACCUACCUAGCACACUUCCAGGAUCAGGAAACCUCCUUGAUAUGUUCUGUGCUCAAGGAAUGUCUGCUCCCAGCAUCACUGUCAGCAACUCCUGUCCAGCUGACCUAACAAACAUUAAGAAUGAAUAUUCAGAACAUGAAGUAAAAACACUGAUAAAAGAGCGCCAGAAGAAGGACAAUCAUAACUUAAUUGAGCGCCGGCGAAGAUUUAAUAUCAACGACAGGAUCAAAGAGCUCGGGGGCCUCAUCCCAAAAUCCAGCGACCCGGAACUGCGCUGGAAUAAGGGUACCAUCCUAAAGGCGUCUGUUGAGUACAUCAGGAAGCUGCAGAAAGAACAGCAGCGAGUGCGGGAACUGGAAGGACGACAGCGCAAACUAGAGCAUGUGAACCAGAGCUUGCUCCUGCGAGUACAGGAGUUGGAGAUGCAGGCUCAGCUACACGGAUUUACAGGCAAUCAACAAGCCGUGAUUCCCACGGAUGUUCUCAAGACGGAACACCUCUCUGGAAUCAUUUCCACCUUCGGGUCUCUGGCCACCCAACAGCAACCUCUGGACCCCUCCACUCUAGAUCUUGGAACACUGCACUUCUCGGAGCAUCUGACUGACUUUGUCGAUCACAGCCUGGGUUUUGAUUUGAGUUUGACUGGAGAUUCUGCCAUUGCAGAUAUACUUAUGGAUGACGCUCUGUCGCCACUGGGAGGAGCUGACCCCCUCCUUUCUUCCGUCUCACCCGGAGCCUCCAAAACCAGCAGCCGCCACAGUAGCUUUAGUAUGGAAGACGAUUGCUGAUUAGGCAAAGUGUGACCC